This is a messenger RNA of Leopardus geoffroyi (Geoffroy's cat), 3333 nucleotides long. RefSeq names its product lysyl oxidase like 1 (gene LOXL1). The record is from RefSeq and is a predicted model, not a curated record. Gene Ontology annotation, molecular function: copper ion binding; protein-lysine 6-oxidase activity. The transcript has 7 exons. Gene Ontology annotation, biological process: peptidyl-lysine oxidation. The coding region runs from base 1221 to 2999 and encodes 592 amino acids. NCBI's taxonomy places the organism in Eukaryota, Metazoa, Chordata, Mammalia, Carnivora, Felidae.
AGCACUCUUGAGGACCAUCUCGUCUCAUUCUCCAGAGAUCAGAUGUGACAACUGGAUCAGAAUGGAGAAGAGACAGGUUUGCCCAAGAUGACCCAGCAACUUAAUCACAGCAACAGGACCGGGCCUAGUUCCCCUGAAUCCCUCUUUCUGCUUUUCUAUGCUGACAGCACUUAAGGCCUCCUAUCUCAUGUCAAAGAUAGCCCCCUGGGUCUCGUUUUUAGCAACGUGCACACUCAGGUUAUUGCCAGGCUAUGUUGACUCAAAAGACACAGAACCGAAACUUCGAGUGAGGUGAUGCGUGGGAAGCUGACCUCUCCCAGGAUUUCACAAGUUCUGCUCACCACAAGGGCAUGCCCCCAUUCUAUAGACUGGGUGAGUAAGGCCCAAGAAGGAAAAAGCUAAAGCUCCAGCCCCUUUGUACUCAGCCCAAGGAACUGAGGUGCACCUGGGGUCCAAAAUUCAGCAUGUCCCCAAAUAGCCCACCAACAAGGAGGGGGUCUCUUAGCACUGACUUAGGAGAAGGGGAGCUCUGGAGGUCCUGGGGAGAGGCUGGAGUGGACAGGAGUCAGGGGCUCAAGCCCAAAGAGACCAGAGAUGCUGGGUCCAAAGCAGGGAGAAAUGGCCAUAGUGGUAGAGACACCCCAGCCUUGCUCCACCUGCCAGGGCCCCACUUACAGACACACACCCCCAGAGGCUCCUUUCUACUCCCUGCUCCAUUCCCUUCCUCAGAGGCAGGUCUGUGGCUUGGCUAGGAGCUCCAGGGACUGAGGGAGCACAGCAGCUGUGGGACAGGCAACAUAGCUAAAAGCCGGCGGGCCAUAGGGCCCCGCGGAGGAGGCCCCAGCAGGCGGACCAGGCUGCCCGAAACCUCCCAACGCUCCCAGCCUGUUGCUUAUUCAUUCAGAGUGGGAAAGCGCCAGCCCAGCGGCCAGCCAGUACCGGGCUGGCCAUGUAAGGCCCCCAGGCAGUCCUGCCUGUCCGGUGCCCUGCAGAGAGCCUCGUGCAGCCCUGGGCACCGCCCCUGCCCUGCCCUGACCCCUUGGCCUCGAAAUGCUGUCAUCGGAGGAGCAGUCCCGCUCGGGACAAGGCCAGGAUGGACAAAGCUAGAGCUGGGGCAGGCAAGGAGCCGUCCUGUCCUCGAGGCCGUGGGAAGAGAAGCACGUACAGGAGUACACUCCUGAGAGCCUCUCGGUCCACCAGGCCUCUGCAGAGGGGCCACCAUGGCUGUAGCCCGAGCAUGCUGGCAGCUGGGGGCCCUGGUGUGGGGCGCCUGCCUCUGCGUCCUGGUGCACGGGCAGGAGGCGCGGCAGGGGCAGGGCUCGGACCCGGGGCGCUGGCGGCAGCUGAUUCAGUGGGAGAACAACGGGCAGGUGUACAGCCUGCUCAACUCCGGCUCAGAGUAUGUGCCGGCCGGGCCCCAGCGCACCGACAGUAGCUCCCGGGUGCUGCUAGCCGGCGCACCCCAGGCCCCGCAGCGGCGCAGCCAAGGAGGCCCCCGGCGUCGGCAAGCCCCGUCGCUGCCCCUGCCAGGGCGCGUCGGCUCGGACACCGUGCGCGGCCAGGCGCGGCACCCGUUCGGCUUCGGCCAGGUGCCCGACAACUGGCGCGAGGUGGCCGUCGGGGACAGCACUGGCAUGGCCCGGGUCCGCACCUCCGUCUCCCAGCAACGACACGGGGGCUCCGCCUCCUCGGUCUCGGCCUCGGCCUCGGCCUUCGCCACCACCUACCGCCAGCCGCCCUCCUUCCCUCAGCAGUUCCCCUACCCGCAGGCGCCCUUCGUCAGCCAGUACGAGACCUACGACCCCGCGUCGCGGACCUACGACCAGGGCUACGUGUACUACCGCGGCGGCGGCGGCGGUGGCGCGGGGGCGGCGGCCGUGGCCUCGGCGGGGGUCAUCUACCCCUUCCAGCCGCGGGCGCGCUACGAGGAGUACGGCGGAGGCGAGGAGCAGCCCGAGUACCCGCCGCAGGCCUUCUACCCGGCCCCCGAGAGGCCCUACGCGCCGCCCCCGCCGCCGCCGCCGCCGCCGCCCGCCGACGGCCUGGAUCGCCGCUACUCGCACAGCCUGUACCACGAGGGCACCGCCGGCUUCGAGCAGCCCUACCCCGACCCGGGCCCCGACGCGCCGCCCGCCGGCGGCGGCGCCUACGCCGCCGACCCCCGCCUCGGCUGGUACCCGCCCUACGCCAACGUGCCGCCCGAGGCCUACGUCCCGCCGCGGGCCGUGGAGCCGCAGCCCCCGUUCCGCGUGCUGGAGCCGCCCUACCUGCCGGUGCGCAGCUCCGACGCGCCCCCGCCCGGUGGGGAGCGCGGCGGCGCGCAGCAGGGCCGCCUCAGCGUGGGCAGCGUGUACCGGCCCAACCAGAACGGCCGCGGUCUCCCUGACUUGGUCCCGGACCCCAACUACGUGCAAGCAUCCACUUAUGUCCAGAGAGCCCACCUGUACUCUCUGCGCUGUGCUGCGGAGGAGAAGUGUCUGGCCAGCACGGCCUACACUCCCGAGGCCACUGACUACGACGUGCGGGUGCUACUCCGCUUCCCCCAGCGAGUGAAGAACCAGGGCGCCGCGGACUUCCUCCCGCACCGGCCACGGCACGCCUGGGAGUGGCACAGCUGUCACCAACAUUACCACAGCAUGGAUGAGUUCAGCCACUACGACCUGCUGGAUGCAGCCACAGGCAAGAAGGUAGCCGAGGGCCACAAGGCCAGCUUCUGCCUGGAGGACAGCACCUGUGACUUCGGCAACCUCAAGCGCUACGCAUGCACCUCUCACACGCAGGGCCUGAGCCCCGGCUGCUAUGACACUUACAACGCGGACAUCGACUGCCAGUGGAUUGACAUAACUGAUGUGCAGCCCGGGAACUAUGUCCUCAAGGUUCACGUGAACCCGAAGUAUAUUGUUUUGGAGUCUGACUUCACCAACAAUGUGGUGAGAUGCAACAUUCACUAUACAGGUCGCUAUGUUUCUACAACAAACUGCAAGAUUGUCCAAUCCUGAUCUUGGAGAGGAUGGACACACGGCCAAUGUCCCCACUUCCCAAAGCCGGCCCGGCUCCCCAGGAAGCCUCCUGCCAGGACAGACCUGGCCCCGAGGGGCCCAGCCCCCACCCACAGGCAGGGGCAGCCGGAAGCCACAGGCAUCCCUCCCUGCCGGCCUCAGGGAGCAAACGCAGACCGAAACCACAGGGAUUCCGGAUGCCAGGCCCAAUUUUGUACUUAACUCUUCUCUACAACGUUAUUUUGUCGAUGGUUGGUUUUUAUUGUUUGUAUUUUGGCCUUACCACAGAGCAAGAUUGCCCAGGCCCCGGGCUGAAUAAAACAAGGUUUUUCUA